CUGAACAACUAACAAAGGUCCUCGCUCAACAAGAACAUGUUAUGAUUCACAACACAAUGACCUGAAAAACACUGACAAGCAGGUAACAGUACACAAUUAUCAUUUGGACUUUGAUUUUACACACAAACCAACAUUUAAUUACAAAACACGGUAUUUCUUUAUAGUAUAGGAAUGAAUCAGAAAUGCUGCAGUGUACUUCAUUGUGCUAUAUUUUUUUGCAGGAUGUAACUGGAAAAUAUUACAAAAUAUUUUUUUGUACAUCUGGUGUUGAGAUGAUCUAAUUCCACAGAGAUGCAAAGUGCAGAGGAGGGGUGGAGUCUCAGCUCAAAGAGUUUAAAUACAUACAAGCUGGAGAAAGUGUUCAGAGUACACACAUGACUGAGAGAGAGAGAAGAGAAAAUAAACAACAUGAGCUUUCUACUGCAAAUUCUUAUCGCUUUGUUUCUCUCUCUGCUUGGGGGACUUUACGUCCUUGGAGCCUUCCGCCGUCGAAGGUCUGGAGAACCUCCUCUGGAUAAAGGUCCUCUUCCAUGGCUGGGACAUGUUCUGGAGUUCAGGAGGGACACGGCGAAGUUUCUAGAGAGGAUGAGAAAGAAGCAUGGGGAUAUUUUCACUGUGCAGCUGGGAGGGUUUUACUUCACUUUCCUCACGGACCCACUGUCCUUCGGCUCGGUGGUUAAAGAGGCCCGGGCCAAACUGGACUUUAAUGAGUUCGCUAAGCACCUGGUCCAGCGUGUUUUUGGCUACGAUCCCUUAGAAGAUGACCACAAGCUCAUUCAGGCAUCCAGCAACAAGCAUCUGAUGGGUGCUGGCCUGGUGGUGAUAACACAAGCCAUGAUGAACAACCUGCAGAACCUCAUGCUGCACAGUAUCAAAUCUGGAAGUGAUGAUGAAAGGCUGUGGCAGGAGGAUGGGCUCUUCGCUUACUGCUAUAACAUCGUGUUCCGCGCCGGAUAUCUGGCGCUUUUUGGAAAUGAAGUAGCCAAGACUUCAGGAAGCGUGGACAAAGCAAAGGAGCUCGACCGAAAGGUGUCAGAUGAGCUCUUUUAUGAGUUCCGUAAAUAUGAUCAACUUUUCCCAAAGCUGGCUUAUGGAGUUCUAGGACCAUCUGAGAAAAUGGAAGCAGAGAGGCUAAAGAGACUUUUCUGGAACGUCCUCUCUGUGAAGAAGGUGAACACCAAGGAGAACAUUAGCGGCUGGGUGUCUGAAUCACAGCAGAUGCGUGCCGAGCGUGGAAUGCAUGAGUCCAUGCAGGACAGACACAUGUUCCUGCUCCUGUGGGCGUCCCAGGGUAACACAGGUCCCGCUUCAUUCUGGCUUCUCCUCUUCCUCAUGAAGCACCCGGAGGCCAUGAAGGCGGUGAAGAGCGAGGUCGAUGAGGUUCUGCGUGAAACCGGACAGGAGGUGAAGCGUGGUGGCCCGCUGAUUAACCUGACUCGAGACAUGCUGCUCAAAACCCCGGUUCUGGACAGCGCCGUGGAUGAGAGUCUGCGAAUGACGGCUGCUCCCGUGCUCACACGAGCCGUUCUGGAGGACAUGAGCCUGAAAAUGGACAAUGGGCGCGAAUACAAGAUCCGCAAAGGUGACCGUGUGGCCCUCUUCCCCUACACUGCUGUCCAGAUGGACCCGGAGGUGCACCCUGAUCCACACACCUUCAAGUACAACCGCUUCCUCACACCUGAUGGUGGAAAAAAGACCGAAUUCUACAAAGGAGGAAAGAAAGUGAAGUACUACAACAUGCCGUGGGGUGCCGGGGUCAGCAUGUGUCCUGGGAGGUUCUUCGCCGUCAACGAGCUCAAGCAGUUCGUCUUCCUCAUGCUCACAUAUUUUGACUUUGAGUUGAAGAACCCAGAUGAAGAGAUCCCAGACAUCGAUGUGAGGCGGUGGGGAUUCGGGACCAUGCAGCCAACACGUGACAUCCCAUUCAGAUACAGGCUCAGGUUUUAGACAACACAAAUGUUUAUAUUACUAACCUUUUACACUUCGCCUGCAUGCUAGGUCAGUGCUUAUUAUUAUUAUUAUUAUUAUUAGCAGCUCAGGUAAUCAUUUGUAGAACAUCUUCUGCAUCCAACUUCUUUAAUGCAAACAAAUUAUUAUUUCAAUAAGAAAAACAACAAAAUGUCUUUUUAUCAUAUUCUAAAUCAUGUUUAAUGAAAGUCUCAGCCAAAUAAUCUUUCCUUAUCGGUGAUCAAGAUGAACUGUAAACAUUUUCCCUAGAUUAGGCAAUUUCCUGCUUCAGUCUGUAUAUAAAUGCUAUAAGAUUUGAGUUUUAUUUUGAUCUGUUCUAUCGAAAGAAGUUUAAGUUUUGGGAUGAAUAAAGAUCACACUAUUAUUAUUGCUCUAGAUUUUUAUUAUAAAUAUGAUUGGGAAAAGGUGAAAUACUGACUUUGCACUAAGCAAGAUUGUAAACUAUCUGUUUACUUAUUAAUUGCAUAAUAUGUGUGUGAUUAUGCAAAUCUCACACAAUUUACAAAGUGUGAAACGGUUCAGAAACUCAGUUCUAGCAUCAGAUGCUCUGAAUA
This is a messenger RNA of Pangasianodon hypophthalmus (striped catfish), 2522 nucleotides long. Its product is annotated as 5-beta-cholestane-3-alpha,7-alpha-diol 12-alpha-hydroxylase-like. Lineage: Eukaryota; Metazoa; Chordata; Actinopteri; Siluriformes; Pangasiidae. The record is from RefSeq and is a predicted model, not a curated record. The transcript has a single exon. Gene Ontology annotation, molecular function: iron ion binding; sterol 12-alpha-hydroxylase activity; heme binding. The coding region runs from base 409 to 1947 and encodes 512 amino acids.